CAAAACCUUCCACUUUCAGAGAAAACAAAUGACUCUACACACAUUUAACCAAAGGCUGGAACAUCGAUUAAUGCAUGCUCCGAGUGAUCUGAUGAAUUUCUUGGAAGCCUGCACCAUGGGGAACACGGAGAGGGUUGUCCAUCUUAUAGAGAAAGGAGUGGACGUGAACAAAAAAGGUGAAAACGGAGCUACCGGCCUUAUGCUUGCUGCCAUGUCAAAUCAGAUUGAAGUUAUGACGGUGUUGUUAUCUCUGCAGUACACAGAUAUAAAUAAAACUGGUUUACAGCAAAAUACAGCACUCAUGUACUCGGCUAUGCAGGGAAGUUUUUCUGGUGUAAAGCUGCUGUUGGCUGCUGGGUCUAAUACAGCUACUACAAAUACUUCAGGUAAAUCCUGUCUGGGGUUGGCAGCUGAUCACACUGAUCUUAUCACUUAUCUUGAGGUUUGUAGUUUACUGGUUGAAUCUGGUUUGUCUGUAACAGCUAAAGAUUGGGAGGUUCUUAAUAAGCACCCAGAGAAAAAACUUAUUACAAUUAUGGAAAUUUUCAGGACAAAACCUCUUCGCAGUUCUUUAAGAUACUUGAGCAGACAGGCAGUUCUAAAGCAUCUACUGGCAGAUGUCCGGGGGGGAAAUCCAAGCUUUCUGUUUAGUAAACUUCAACUUCCGAGAAGCCUGGUUCAGUAUCUUCGGCAUCCGGCAUGAAUGGGUCAACUUCAAAUCUUCUCUGUUUUCUUUGACCAAUUUAUAAAUACAUGACAGAGUUACUAUUAAAUCUUUUAAUGGC
Molecule: messenger RNA, 785 nt
Organism: Eurytemora carolleeae
Lineage: Eukaryota; Metazoa; Arthropoda; Copepoda; Calanoida; Temoridae
Product: protein phosphatase 1 regulatory subunit 12A
Exons: 11
Coding region: 29-703 (224 amino acids)
Molecular function (GO): protein binding
Source: RefSeq, a predicted model, not a curated record